Messenger RNA from Tripterygium wilfordii, 1974 nucleotides. RefSeq lists its product as uncharacterized. NCBI's taxonomy places the organism in Eukaryota, Viridiplantae, Streptophyta, Magnoliopsida, Celastrales, Celastraceae. Bases 586 to 1875 code for a protein of 429 amino acids. The record is from RefSeq and is a predicted model, not a curated record. The transcript has 8 exons.
GUUUAUCGACGAAAGGAGUGGAUUUCAGUCAUAUCGACGAAUCUAAGCAAAUUGUUUAUCUAUCUCAAUUUGCAGUUGGAACUUGGAAGCAUUCCAUAACUUUUUUUAAACUUCUCGGUAACCAACCAAUCACCGAAAUUGAAUUCUAACAUAUAAAAUUUUGUUCUGUUAUGCGAAGGAUUUGGGGAAGCCAGAGAAUCCAUUCAACAAGAGGAGAAGGAUUCAGAUGGCCAAGCAAGCGGUGCCUCACUUUCCUCUGAACGAAGAAGAAAACGUCGCCGAUGAAGCAGAACUGGAGGAAGAUCAAUGCGGGUGCCCGAUAACGGAUCCGAUGUUGAAGGUGUAAAAAGAGAAGGGGAUGGUUAGAAGGUGAGUCAUGCAAACUUUGUGCAGUCUUGAAUCUCACAUACAAUUUGAAUGCCAUAACAUUCGAUGAUGAUCGAUGUCUAACAAGUUUCUUAAGAAGAUGAUCACACAAACUCCGCAAUAUUCCCCUGAUGCAAAUACAAGAAAACCCAUAUUAGAAAAAUAUUUGAUUACUUCAUCUUUUUCCCUUGUGGUGAAAAUUUGUCUAUAUAACAACUAAUGGCAAGAAGGUUUUGCUCUGCUGAGUUGGUAUUCAAAGCAUUAAUCAUUCUACUGGGAGUGACUUUUGUGCAAUGUAGCUUAAUCUCUGGGAAGAACAGUUCGCAAGUCAGAAGAAAAAUAAACCGCCUCAAACGUCAUGCUUUAAGAAGCAUUCAGAGUGAAGAUGGGGAUAUAAUUGACUGCAUCGACAUCUACAAGCAACCAGCUUUUGAUCAUCCUGCUCUAAGAAAGCACACCAUCCAGAUGGCGCCAAGUUAUGAUACAUCUAUGGGGACCAAUGUCGAAGAAACAAAAACAGAUGCAUUGAAUACAGGGGAUACAAAAUCUGUGGUUUCUGGUUUCUCACAACUAUGGCAGAAAAGUGGAAGCUGCCCUAAAGGAACAGUUCCGGUCCGAAGAAUCAGAGAAAUAGGAGUUUUGAAAAGUGGCUUGGUUGAACGCUAUGGAAGGAAGAAUCCUAGCAUUUCUGCUACACAACAAGCCAAUUACUCGUUACCAUUGCCACUUUUAACUUUGAACCACUACUCCUACACUCUUCAGAAGGCAAUACUGCUUACUGAAGGAUACAGUUAUUCAGGAGUUAGAGGAGAUAUCAAAGUUUGGAACCCAAAUGUAGAAGCUGAUGAUGAGUACAGUACUUCUCAAGUUAGUCUCAAAAGUGGCCCUUACUACUUCUAUGAGAGCAUCGAAACCGGAUGGGCGGUGAAUCCUGGUGUGUACGGGGACAGACAAACUCGGUUAUUUGUGUAUUGGACUGCCGAUGCAUCAAACAAAACAGGCUGCUUUGAUCUUACUUGCCCUGGAUUUGUUCAAACGAGCAAUGAAAUCGCACUUGGUUCAGCAAUAUAUCCUCUCUCAGUCCCUGGUGGACUGCCAUAUCAAAUUACCAUGUACAUAUUCAAGGAUCCAAACACAAGCAACUGGUGGGUGCAGUAUGGAGAGAAAAUCAACAUAGGCUACUGGCCACCUGAAUUGUUUUCUAUACUACAUCAUGGCAAUGCAGAAUGUGCUGAAUGGGGAGGUGAAGUUUACAGCUCAAGAGUAGGACAGUCUCCUCACACUGCUACAGCAAUGGGUAAUGGACAAUUUCCUGAUUUCGUUGUAGGCAAUUCAGGAGUCAUUAAAAGACUAAGAAUUCGCGAAAAUUCUAUCGACUUAAAGUUCCCUGAGUGGGUUUCAACUUAUGCUGAUGAGUUCAACUGCUAUGAUGCUUAUUAUGUUGCUGAUUAUACUGAAGACCCUGAAUUCUAUUAUGGAGGACCUGGAAGAAAUCCAAGGUGCCCUUAGAAUGGUCAGUAGGACCUAGAUAAACAUGAUUUCACCCAAAUUGUUGUUUGGUGAGGAGCAAUUUAUCGAUUCAAAGUAGAUUUAGUGAUUUACAGAUAA